This is a messenger RNA of Macrosteles quadrilineatus (aster leafhopper), 5488 nucleotides long. Its product is annotated as RING finger and transmembrane domain-containing protein 2. The coding region runs from base 1542 to 2891 and encodes 449 amino acids. Lineage: Eukaryota; Metazoa; Arthropoda; Insecta; Hemiptera; Cicadellidae. The transcript is spliced from 8 exons. Gene Ontology annotation, molecular function: ubiquitin protein ligase activity. The record is from RefSeq and is a predicted model, not a curated record. Gene Ontology annotation, biological process: positive regulation of ERAD pathway.
AUCCAAGCAACAUAGGCCUACUCGAGAAAAUAAACUUGGAAGCUCCUCGAAUAGCAAUUCAUUAAAUGACCGUGAAAAGGGUAAAAGAUACAGUGAUGUAGUGAUUGGCAAGAGGACUGAUUGUGCAAUUAAAAGUGUUCACUUGAAACCAACAAUCAAAAAGAAGGCUAUUUUCCUCUCUAGGCUGAGCCCAGAAUCUACCGCUAAGGAUAUAGACAGUUACAUUAAGGAUGAACUUAACCUGCAAUCUCUCAAGUGUACACAAAUUAGGACAAAAUACGAAGGCUACUCUUCCUUUCAUGUAGAGGUGCCGGAAUCUGAUUUUGAUAAACUUUUAAGUGCUGAUUUGUGGCCCGAAGGUUGUCUCUUUGCUCCAUUCAAGGGAAUUCUACGAAGAGACAUAGUAGUGAAGAGAAGUGAAGAUUCAAAAAACUCUACUCUCGCAAGUCAAGAAAAUCCAGUUUGAUAGCAUAUGGGCCCGGAACUUUGUGGGAUCGAGGUGAUGCCUACUCUCAACUCAGUAAAGCGACUGGUGAACCUGAAUCAUUAGACUGUGAGACGGAGUUUAACUUUCUGUUCCUCAAUAUUCAAGGACUUAAGGACAAAUUCAUAAUUCUUGAAGGAUUUGUUAUUAAUCUUAAUCUAUCUAUACUUUGUAUCUCAGAACAUUGGCUUCAGUCAGGUGAGGUUAGCUUUUCUUGUCCUAGUAAUUAUGUAUUAGGUAACGCUUUUUGCAGAUCAAAUAAAAUCAGAGGAGGUACCCUUAUUUUUGUAAGGAAUGACCUUGCCCUACAGGCUAAAGAACUUGACGUAGCCUAUUUAUGUGACGAGCUACACUUCGAAUUGUCAUCUGUAAUUUUCGAUAGUUUGAAAAUCAUUGUAGUUUCACUCUAUAGAUCUCCUAAUGGUAGUCCAAGCAUAUUUCUUGAAAAAUUGGAAUGUUUGCUGUUGUUUUUAUGUAAUUGGCCCAGUUAUAAUGUGAUUAUUGGAGGAGACGUGAAUAGAGAUUUUGACAUCACAACAGAAAAACAAACCGUUAAAGAUUUUUUAAACCUUCUUAGACAAAACAACUAUUUUUGUAAAAAUUUUUCCCCAACACGAGGUGAGCAUUGCCUUGAUAAUGUCUUUGUAAGGAUAGGCACUAACAAUGUUGCUAGCUGUAAUAGUAAUGUAAUAUUCUUUCCUUUCUCUGACCAUGAUAGUAUAAUCCUUAGUUUAAGUUUUAAUUCAAAUAUUUUAUCUGACAAUGAGCCUAUCAGUUACCUUAGAACAGUAUUGCCCAAGUCAAGCCUUUUGGACAUAACUGAUAGCCUAUUAUCAUUUGACUGGGAUCUGUUAUUCCAAAGUCUAACUGUUGAUGCUUCAAUCUGGUUUUCAUGUUUUUUUGAAAGGUUACUCACAGUAAUAAACUAUUACUGCCGUAUGAAGAAACAUAGGCCUACUACCUGCAUGGAUAGUAGACCUAUCAAAAACAGCUGGUACACCAGUGAUCUUGCUGGUAUGAAAGAGGAGUUAUUGACCUUGAGAUAAAAAGGUUCCUCAUGACUCAUCGAGAAAGCGGGCGGGAAAGACUUAGACUAAGUGGAUUGGUUCACUUGGAGAGACGGACAAUGGAAGGUUCACGCAUCAUCAGGGAUAACCUCAACCGGGUUUGUCAAGAACUUCGGCCCCUAGUGCAACCAAGAAGUGGCAUUACAAGUGAUGGCAUCACACCACACAUUACACUUCCUAACUGGAUACAGGCGAGGUCAUUGACUUCAGCCGCAUCUACCUCCUCUGUGACUACAUCAAGAAAUGACAUGGAGUCUUUUGUAAUCAACCUAGAGUCAGAUGAAAGAGACCCAGAUGUCCAGAGUUCCAGCAGACCACCCGGCAGUCCACCUGGUGAUAGUCGAUCAAUGCCUUCCAACACUUCAUCCAACAGCCCUGAAACUAAUUCAGAACCUACCAACAAUCCACAACCAGAUGAAAGUGUUACUGACUUAUUUAACUUGAGUCCUGAAGCGACUUCACUCAUAAAUGUAAUAAAGAAAUACAUUCCUUUUGUUACAAUAAUACUGGCCAAAGCAGUAUAUGACUACAGCCCAGGUAUAUUUAAUGUAUUUCAAGCCAUUUUGCUGUUUGUUGGACUCUAUGGCACAUUUGCGUUCUACAACAGCCGUCUCAAGGCAGAAAUCGCUCAACAUUCCCAACGAAACAUUGGGUUUCUCUUGUUUGCUGUCAUCCAUCUUGUUUUUACUAUUUGUAUCUUUUACUAUCUCUACGAUGACAUGAAGCUUUAUUUAAGCGUUGUGUUUAUACCUCCCUAUGUUCAACCAUUUACUGUAGCUGAUUUACUAUGGCUAGUGGCAGUUACAGACUUCAUUCUGAAACUAAUCACUAUAAUCAUCAAGAUUCUAGUCACUAUAAUACCAAAUUACCUCUUUGAGGCUAAGAAAAGGGGAAAAUGGUAUCUAGCCAUAGAAUCGUCAUCACAGUUGUAUCGGAGCCUAGUCCCCAUCCAGCCAUGGCUGUAUUACCUGCUGGAGUCAUAUCAAGGGCCACAGAAGGUUGUGGGAGUGUUCUUAUCAGCUGCCUACAUGGUGUCCAAGGGAUCAGACCUCAUGACGAGGGCUAGAGCCUGGUGGGCUUCCAUGCUCAAGCUGCUUGAAAAUGUUCAGCUGGGUGUUAGUCCAGACAAAGAGGCUCUAUCCAACGCUGGACUGACUUGUCCCAUCUGUCACGAUGACUACGAUACCCCUGUGCUGCUAGCGUGUCGCCACGUGUUCUGCGAGAGUUGCGUCGCACGCUGGUUUGACAGAGAACAGACUUGUCCACUAUGUCGUGCCAAAGUUGUUGAUGAUCCCUCCUGGCGAGAUGGAUCUACCACUUACUUCACCCAGCUUUUCUAAGCUGCCUUGCCUGUGUAUAUCAAAUGUACAUAGGAAUGUGUAAUAUGUUCAUACACAGUUAUUUUGUUUUUUAAUGGAUUUAUUUUACUGUAUUUGUCAAAUCACAUAGUAUGGGUAAUCUUAAAUGAAUCGAAAACUUAUAUUUUAUUAAUUUAGUACAUCUAUGUCAGUUAUUUUUAUAUUUUGAGGGAGACAAGCCUAUAUUUAUGAAGAAUCAAACUUGUAGCCUAGCUUAUUAAUGUCAUAAUCAUGCAACACUCAAUAAUGUUUACCACUUGCCCAACAGUAACUCCUGAUUUGCUAUAAAAUGAAUGGUUUGAGGCAUAUUUUGUUUAUAAAAGAUAGUAACGGCAAAGGAAAAAUAAUACUCUUAAGGUUAAGAGUGAAGUAAAUACUCUGAUUGCAGCAAAACCUGCAGACUUAGUGAAUAUUAGGAUUUUGUUUUGCUACUGCUCAUAGCACAGAUUUGAGUACCACCCAGCAGGUUAAAAAAUGCUGUUCAUUUGUAAAUUGAAGUUCUUGGAUGGGUAUUUGAUGGGCUUGGUUUGUAUUAUUUAAGUUUAAUUUUUCUUAAGAUUUGGACAGUGCUUGGUUUUAUUUAGUUUUGAAAAUAGAUUUGAGCAGGGGCACUUUUUACGAUGCUAAAUUUUAGUUUUUGUUUCCUAAAUGAAAUAGUUCACAACUUCAAGCCCUAUAAUUUAUUGGUUAUCAUGCGUUAUCCACUAUAAAAUCACUCUUAUUUAAGUGCUUCAAACACCAUGUAAACAUUUUUAAUAGUUGGUGUUAAAAACUUAUGCUAUGCUAAGGAUUUCUCAAUGAACUCACAAAGCUAUCAUUCGGCCUAACUGUCCUUGUGGUCAAAACAUUAAAAACAAUAUUUUAUAAUUGGUAAGUUAUACUGCUUGCUAUUUUACAUAUUGUCAUAACAGUGAUAGCUUAUUAAAACCACAGUUUUAAACAGAUGAGAGUCGAAGUUGCACAAAUAUCUUGUUUUAAACCUUUCGGUCUUCUUACAGAACAUGAUGCAAUAUAUAGACUUGUGAGAUUGUGAAAAAAACUUAUCCUGAAAGGAGGAUUAUGAUUAUGGCUGUUAAUUAGGUUUUAGUGUUUUAAAAAUAUACUAAGACUUGUACAUAUUCUUUUUUUGUACAAAAUGUAUAUUUAAUUUGAAUCAGCUACUUGAAGUGCUUUAUUGUGCCACUUCCUAUUUAUUUAUAAUUAUCUUAACAAGGGGAUAUUUAUGAAUAGGGUUCAAUAGGGUUUUAUUUUGGUUUUUAACAACUGUUGGUUGUACACAUAGUGUCUUUUUUAAAGGGUGUAACAUAGAGCACAAGGGCCUAAGUUAUUAGGAUUUUUAAGGCUUACCUGAAUGGGAAAGAGUCCAAACUGGCACAGGAAACACAAAACUUUACACUAUUUACACAAAACAUUAGAAUAUUUCACUGUCACUGACAGUAUUUUCAACUAAGGAAGAGAGAGUUUUCUUUGUGUCCAAAAUGGCCAUUCAUGCUGGUUCUGAGGCUAUUUUGCCUAUAUAUUAGUACAUUAUGCACUCGAUGCUGUACAUUAUGUAGGCCUAUCCACCAAUAGCCUCAUAACCAGGAUGAAUGGCUAUAGACAAGAUGUAUCUACUGGAUACAAAGACAAACCAGUUGUACAACAUGCCCAGAUCCAUAACAACCCAAAUUUCAAUGACAGCUAUACAACUAAAAUAGUCAGAUCCCUGCCUCCUCAAUGUAACCAGUCACAACUGAGAAGAUGGGAAUUAUCUUACCAAUGGUUUACAAAGUAUAGACAACCCCCAAACCUAAACCUACGAUAAUACCUUUCAUCUAACCCACUCCACUUCAACAUCCAACCCAACAAGCAGGCUUACAUACUUAUUCACAUAGUGUAUAUAAGAUAACUGAAACUGUAUUUUUUGAAUUCAUACUAUUGACAAGACUGUCUCAACAGCACACUGGCCACCAGUUUGGACAUAAAGAUAACUCUUUCCUUAAUUCAAAAUGCUGUCGAUUUUUGACAGUGAAAUAUUCUAAUGUUUUGUGUAUAUAGUGUAAAGUUUUGUGUUUUCUGUGCCAGUUUGGACUCUUUCCCAUUCAGGUAGCCUGCUAUCCUCUGAAACAAUGUCUUUUUUGUUCAUACUAAAUAUCAACAUAUCAGUAAUGGCAUUUAAAAUGUAUCUGAUUGAAAAAAUGCUUUAGUUUUCAAAACAAGCUAACCAAUAUAACACUUUGUAAAAUCUGAAAAACAAAUUUUAGUAUUUUAAACUUAACACUUUAAGCAAUCAGUAAUUUCAAAUAGGCUACAGAUUUUAUUUAUAUUUGAUUUUUUAUACACUAAUUAACUAUAAUUUAUUGGAUAACGUUUUCUGCCUUUUGUAAUUUUAAUAAGAUAGAAAAUUGUGUUUUAUUUAAUCACUGGAAGGACUCAAAUUCUUGUUAAAUUUUCAUUGGAAAUAUUAAACAGUAUGAAAUGAUUACAUUGUGUUUAUUUUCUUGACUAAAAUUACCUUAGCUAACACACUAACGUAAAAACUAUUAAUUCUCAAGCUUCAAAUUCAAAGUUGGUUGUACAGUAUUACACUUUGUUAAAAU